CUAAGGGGCUUCUUAUUAUUAUUAUUUUUUUAAUAGAAGAAGAAGCUGCAGCAGCUAGCCUACAGAUCAUUGGAUUGAAGAAGAAUGGCAAUCGCCAUAACAAAGAAACUAUUGGCAAAUGCCAUUCUUCUCUUAUGCUUAGCAAAGGCCUCUUGCGAGGCCAAGGGUUUGCCCGGUGCCAUUAUUAAACAUAGUCCUCGCCCUGGUCGUAGAAGAGAUCCCACUGAGAAAAUCUUUAAUGUCUUGCAUUUUGGUGCGAAAACUGAUCCCAGAAAGGAUAAUGCAUUGCCUUUCAUUCAGGCGUGGAAUGCUGCAUGCAACUGGAGAGGAAAGGCAAGGGUACUUGUCCCGAGGGGGGAUUUCGUAGCCUCAUCAAUGGUAUUUGGGGGACCUUGCCAAAGUACAGCCCCCAUUCUUUUUCAACUUGUAGGAAAUCUCAAGGCAUUAUCAGAUUUGAGCAGUUAUGCAGAAGAUUUUUGGAUGAUAUUCCAAAAUAUAAAUGGCUUGGUCGUUGCAGGAACAGGCACUUUUGAUGGCCAAGGCCCUAAUGUAUGGAAAUAUAACGAUCACAAAGGCAGCGUUUUUCCAGCAUCUAUUAAAUUCUAUCAUGUGACAAAUGGAAUUAUAAGACAAAUCAAUUCUAUUAAUCCCAUGGGAUUCCACAUUGCGAUUGUUCUCAGCCAGAAUAUUAAAGCCAGAAAUAUCCAUUUGACAGCUCCUGAAGAGAGCCCCAACACUGAUGGUGUCCAUAUCAGCCAAUCCAAUCAAGUUGUAAUAGCUAGAAGCGUUAUUGCUACUGGAGAUGAUUGCGUUGGUAUGAUUCAUGGAAGCACCGAUAUCACCAUCAAGAAAAUAACCUGUGGCCCCGGACAUGGCAUCAGUAUUGGCAGUCUUGGAAAGUACCCGGAUGAGAAAGAUGUGAAAGGUAUCCUUGUGACAAACUGCACGUUGACGAAGACUGAGAAUGGAAUCAGAAUUAAAACAUGGGCAGGAUCACCUCCAAGCCAAGCUACAGCCUUGACUUUCCGGGACAUUGUUAUGGAUGAAGUUAGAAACCCCAUCAUCAUCGAUCAAUCCUACGGAUCUAAAUCGAAUGCGCCUUCAAAGGUACAGAUAAGCGAUGCUAAAUUCAUGAACAUUAGGGGAACCACAACCUCUGAAGUUGGAGUGAACUUGGGGUGCAGCAAGCAAGUUCCCUGCCAAAGAGUUCGUUUGGAAAACAUCAAUUUGACGUACACUGGUGCUAAAAAACUGCCUUUCUCCUCUACAUGCGAAAAUGCAAGAGUAAGCUAUGCAGGCAUGCAAUUCCCACCACCGUGCCGAUAAGGGUUUAAAUUUGCAAUAGCAACCAUUUGUAUCAUCAUUAGCUACAACUACGUACAAGGCGAUGGAGCUUGUGGAUCUAAAAGAAAUAAUAUUACCAUAAAUUCAUUAACAGCAAUGCAAAGAUAAUCUUGUCUAACAUAUGAUGUGCACCACUGGUUGUAAAGGGCUAGUUAGAAUGCUUUUUAUUUUCAACUCACAAGCCAAAACUUCAAAUGCAAGAACCAAAAGCAAUUGCAAUUGCAAAUUCGAAGUCUCUGUGUACAGCAAUUUCCCUCCAACACUGAUGGAAAAAGGCAGAAAGUAGAAAAGUAGAAAAGUGCGAUUAUCUAAUAUCUAAUACUUAAGCAUUU
This is a messenger RNA of Hevea brasiliensis (rubber tree), 1676 nucleotides long. RefSeq names its product exopolygalacturonase-like. The transcript has 5 exons. Gene Ontology annotation, biological process: carbohydrate metabolic process. Gene Ontology annotation, molecular function: polygalacturonase activity. The record is from RefSeq and is a predicted model, not a curated record. Bases 85 to 1326 code for a protein of 413 amino acids. NCBI's taxonomy places the organism in Eukaryota, Viridiplantae, Streptophyta, Magnoliopsida, Malpighiales, Euphorbiaceae.